CUGAACUACAUGUAGUUUUACAAGCUACGCUUGCAAAGUAGCUUCCUCGACACUGAGGAGAGGAGAGGAAGAGCAAGGGAAAAGGAGAGAUCCGGGUGCAGGGGGCCCAUCUAAGAUUAUCUUGACUGUCAGCUGGCCUGGAUAUGAGUGAAGGUGUAUGAAGCUGAUUGUGUCUUUGUCUCUUCCUCCAGGAUGGACCAUGGUGGACCGCAGAGACUGACACCUGGUCUGAGGAAGUAUGCCUGUGAACUGGAACUGGAUCCAAACACAAUGAACAGAAACCUCAAACUGUCUGAUAACAACAGGAAGGGGAUACAUGUGGGGGAGGAUCAGUCAUAUCCUGAUCAUCCAGACAGAUUUGAUCACUGGCCUCAGCUGCUGUGUAGAAAUGUUCUGACUGGUCGCUGUUACUGGGAGGUCGAGUGGAGAGGAAGAGUUGAUAUAUCAGUGAGUUACAGAGGAAUCAAACGGAAAGGAAACAGUGUUGACUGUAUGUUUGGAUAUAAUGAUCAGUCCUGGAGUCUGAGCUGCUCUGAUGGUCGUUACUCUGUCUGGUACAAUAAGACAGGAACACCCAUCUCCUCCUCCUCCUCCUCCUCCUCCUCCUCCUCCUCCUCCUCUGUCUCUAACAGAGUAGCAGUGUAUGUGGACUGUCCUGCUGGCACUCUGUCCUUCUACAGAGUCUCCUCUGACACAGUGAUCCACCUCCACACCUUCAACACCACAUUCACUGAACAUCUGUGUGCUGGGUUUAUGUUCUGGCCUGGUUCCUCAAUUGACUCCACUGGGGCAGCUGUUGUGGGCAGCCUGAGUAGACGGACCGGUCUUCCCUCUGCAGCCGUGACUGAGACAACCAGAGGUGACAACUCAUCCUCCAGAGGGAGGCCAAGGCCCUGCUGGUCGCCACUGCCAGAAGUGAGCACACCUGCCGCACCUCAGCAGCUAGGCCGGGAUUGGCCAAAACACAACCAUCACCUCUGA
This is a messenger RNA of Scomber japonicus (chub mackerel), 981 nucleotides long. RefSeq names its product stonustoxin subunit beta-like. Gene Ontology annotation, molecular function: protein binding. The record is from RefSeq and is a predicted model, not a curated record. The transcript is spliced from 3 exons. Bases 193 to 981 code for a protein of 262 amino acids. NCBI's taxonomy places the organism in Eukaryota, Metazoa, Chordata, Actinopteri, Scombriformes, Scombridae.